AUGGCAGAAACAGCAGCCGUGAAACCAGGACAGAAAUUUCCAACUCCAACACCCGGGUUUGGUGAUAGAGUGUUCUAUGAGACGUUGCUUCGACAACGUCCAGAUUCUGCAAUGGCACAAGAAUGGUGCGUGAAUUAUGGCGUUCUGCCAACCAAAAAGGCGGCCAAACUGCAUGCGAUUGUAAUGGACCGCAAAAAGAAGCAACGAGUGGGUGGGAUGCAAAGUAGUUCCAGUAGUAGUGCUCCCCCCAAGAAGAAAAAGGCCAAAAUUGUCAAGGAGGAAGCGGUCGACACGGAAUUGCAACUACCGGGAGGGGAGGGACUUGCAAGUGCUGCCCUGUAA
Cylindrotheca closterium is the source of this 342-nucleotide messenger RNA. The record is from the annotation of a GenBank genome assembly. Lineage: Eukaryota; Bacillariophyta; Bacillariophyceae; Bacillariales; Bacillariaceae.